GGGCCACAGGAAGCACAUGUAAACAAAGGAAGUGAUCUUGAAAGUUUUUGAACUUUGCUGAUUAAAAUGGAACACACAGACGAUACAUCCAGCCCUCGUGGAGGAAGUGUGAAGGAUGAUGAAGAAGACUAUGAUGAUUCUGAAGAUGAGGAAAAUGCCCAGAGUGACAGGAAGGCACGUCAGGCCAUCACAGGGAGAAGUGUUACUCUCCUUACACUCAUGGAAGACAAAGUCAUUGAGGCUGGAGAAGGAGUUCUUUCUAUUGAUUACCUGGGCCAGAGGUUUGUAGCAGAUUUACUGCCAAGUGGUAAAAUUCGAAGUCAAGAAACCACUGAAGUUUUCAACACUCCUAGUGCCUGGGCCAUUUUCUGUAAGAAACUUGUCAAUCCUGCCAAGAAGUCAGGUUGUGGUUGGGCUUCCGUAAAGUACAGAGGUCGCAAACUGGACACAUGGAAGAUGGCUUGGUGUCGGAAACAACGUCCAAAUAGUCCAUAUCGAGGAAACAGCCCGUACCGUGGAACCAGCCCAUACCGGGCCAACAGUCCUCAUCAUUCUGUGUCUCCAGGUUCAGCAUCAACAGGUGAGAAUGGCUGCAAUGGGGACUCAGCAUCCCGUGUUAAUACACCUAAACUCCUGGAGGAGCUGCAGUCAGAUGUCAAGGGAAGCAACUCCUCUCCACUUCCUACACACGGCAACACCUCACUGACUAAUGGUGCCUCAAGUUUAAAAAGGCCAUUUUAUAGUUUCUUCCAUGAAGAAGUACAAGAGGAAGCCUUGAACCUGUCCUUGUCAGGACCCUUAGUGUCAAAGGAGAACCGACAGAAUUCAGACCAGAACAAGAACUUUGUUCCGGACAACGUCCACAUGCCCGGCAGUGGCCCUUUUACCUGCCGAGCAUCCAUCAAAUACACCGCUCUUGGGAAGAGGAGUAACGACAGAGACCCCAACUCCCUUAUAGAAUGUGAAAACUUUGCUGACUAUGGAAAGAUACAACCUUUCACUGUGUCCAUUACAUCCAAUGCAAUGUUAGUCAUGGACUUCCACAGUCAUUUAACCAGCAGUGAGGUGGUCGGCUAUCUCGGAGGGCGAUGGGAGACACAAUCACAACAUGUCACAAUACUGGAGGCUUUUCCCUGCCGUUGUCGUCUCGGUGAUAAAGAUCGUGCACCUGGUAUUGAGGAAGAGAUCCGCCGGACGAUGAGUCGGUCAGGUCUACAGUUGGUGGGUUGGUACCACAGUCAUCCCAACUGUCAGCCGGACCCAUCCCUGAAAGAUCUCGACUGUCAGAUGACGUACCAGCUCCGCAUGAAGGGAUCUGGGUCCUCGUACCACCCAUGUCUGGGUUUUAUUGUGUCACCGUAUGAUGUGAAGCCGGAGAAGAAUGAGGCAGUGUUUCAGGCAUACUGGGUCAUGCCUCCCCCAGAUGUGAGUAGCACUAACAUGCAUCACCAAGCGUCAGACUAUGGAAUUCCCAUGUGCAUGACAUACACUGUGUACCAAAAUCCCUCCUUAUCUGAAGAGCUCCUCACAGAAAUGAAAAAACUGGUUGACUUUUACAAAUGUGCUCCUGACAGAAUAAGGUUUAAAGAAAACUGGGUGAAUGCAAAACCCUUCUUGGAGAAAGUGAAGGAUUCUCUCAGCGCCCGACUCCCACAAGACUUGAUAGACAAGGGAAGCUUCUUGGAAUAUGUACAGCAACUCCUCGUACCAGUCUAGUCAAACUUCAACCAGUUCCAUGUUUCAUUGCAUAUUCCAGAAUCAGUUUUCUGCAAAAUCAUUUGUCUGAAACUGGAAUGGGUUGGUGAUCAAUCUAGAUUCAGUUACCCCAGAACUGAAGCUGGUGUCGAUUCUUCAUAGAACAUUCCAACCUGAUGGUCAUAUGAGCUGUGACACUGCCAUGGGUUUUGUAUGCAGGGGAAAUGGUGUUCCUCGUCCGAGUUGCGAUGAUAUUAUUUAUUUGCUAACAACAACUGGAAUGAGAUAUUUCUUGUGUUUAGUAUGGUACAAGUGAUUGUUAGCGUAUUUGGUAACCACCAACCACAAGGGCACUUAACAUGAUCAGUUACGGCAUAUCCUCGUAGACUCCAUUUGAUUUUAUGUUUGGUGUCUCACUUGAAACAGACUAUAUUUUUUACUGUCAAAUUAAAUAGGGAACAUUUUGUUGUUCCUGUUGACUCAGUACAGUGAACACACCAAAAACAAAUGUCGACUUGAAAUGAAAUGGGGAAGAUUUGUGAUAAUGUUGUCUUUUUAUGUUUUCAAAAGGGGGCAAGGGUGACACAGUGAUUUAAAGGCAUGUUUAUCAGGGUGUUCUGUACUAUUUUGUUGUUUCUCAGGCUACCUUCAUCAGUAAAAGACCCCCAGUUUAAAACCACUUAGUUCAUCCUUGGAGACCAGUGUGAAACUUCUAACCUGUUGGCAGCAUAUGUUUUAAUAAUAAUAACAAGAACACCCAUUUUUCGAAAGUUUUUGCCUGAGAAUCACUUCUUUUGUAAUUUUUGUUGUUGUGUAAGACUUGUUGUACUGCAGUAGAAAGGAGACAGAGAUAUGUCCAGUUUGUACCGCUGGACAUUCACCGACUGGUUGUACCCAUCACAUUUUGAAUGGAAGUUGUUGGUCUAUGAUUGCGUAUCUCAGUUGACUUUGUUACAUUCUAUUUCCCCACAAACUCUUUCCUAUGAAUUCUUUGUGCAAUAUUUUCAAGAGAUCUGAUUUAGAAUCUUUUAACACAUUAUUUUUGACUACAGUGAUGUAUUCUUAAAGAAAACAGGCACCCCAUAUACACGUUUGUCUUUCUCUGGCUUUUUCACGUGGUAUUGUACACCAGAGUGUACCGUUAAGAUACAAUACAUGUAUACAAUGUUUUAGGAAGAUACAGUUUCAGUACAAGCAUUUACUUUGAUGUACAAGGGUUGUAUUACGAAUUAUACUGAUAUUGCCUCAUUUUGUCGCGAAACAAAACCAUAUUUAUUGAACCGAAUAAUACAAUACGUGCUAGAACUGAAAUACUUUUCAAAGCAUGAAUCAAACUCACUGACUCACUUAUAAGAGAAAAAUCUUUCGAAUCUCAAAUAUUCCACAGAGAGCAGUUGUGCAUGUAUCUCAAUUUUUGUGUAUCAUUCCAAGCCGAUUCAUGCUGCAGGACAAACAUGCCGAUAUUGUGAGGUCCAUGUGGUCUGUAAGUGUACGUCACUGAGAAUCUCCCCAUGCAUCUGUAUAUAUCCUAUAUAUCCGAGUGCCUUAUAUCUACAGCGUUUGUGAGGGUCUGAAUGGGGGGUCGCAUCUGUCCAUAUAUUAGUUGGUACCUAUUUAUUCUUAUGCAUGUAAAUUAAGCUAGAUCUGUGUCUGUUUCUAUAAUGAUUUCAUCCCCCCAAUAUAUUUGUCUAACGGCAGGGGAAUAAAUUGAAAUAGAUAAGAUGUUUUCUUUUUUUUGUUCAUUGUUUGUCACAAGAGAUGCAAUGUUAGUUUCUUGAAUGGCAUUAGUUGUGUGAGAAUCAGAAAUCUUGAUACAUUCAGUUGAAGUUGUUCAAAUAGAAUUCCGUUCGAACACUAAAGUUGAUUGUAUCUAAAAUUUGCAAUAACUUCAAUUACCACGUCUGACUGCUUAUUGGUACACUGUUGAUGUAAUUAGCACUUCACCUCAGACACCCUUAUUCUGACUUAUAAGCUUUUUAGGAGUGUCAGGUAGCCUAAUGUUUGAAACCUGCUAGCCAGUCCCAGGUUUGAUUCCCAGUGUGUACAUUGUGUAAAGGUUUGUCUCGUUUUAUGCCACCAUGAUAUUGCUGGAAUAUUGCAAACUGCAUCCAGAACCUCAUAAGAGUGAUAACCUUGACAAAGAUUGUAUUUGCAAAAUCAAGCAAUAUCAUCAUUUUUUCUAAUUAAUUAUUUAGACAAAGUGUUCUGUAUUGGUGUUAUAUUUAUUGCAGACACCACGUUAAAACCAAAUUAAGAGAAUAGACGGAGUCUCGAAGAUACGCAUAGUCAAGUAAGAUCCCCGUUUUGAAACCAUAUUUGAAUAGUCCCUAGGAUGAAACAGUCUGGGUUUCUAGUAUGUCUUUAUAAUGAGAGAACAAAAUGUACAAAUAAUGAAAUUCAGUAGUUAAGGGAUGAACUGUGGGAAAGUAUGAGGUAUUGUUAAUAAUUAGGCCCAGCUCCACAUACUGAUAAUCACAUAAUUUUGAAAAACUCUCAAUUUUCCAGCUACAUAAAGGUUGCCUGUUAAAUGUAGACCAGAAAAGACAGCAAUCCAUGUCGUCAGGGGACAAUGAAACGCCAUCAACCAAGCCACCGAGCCCGACCUCCCAAUCCAUUUGGUUGUCUCUUAAUCCUAGGCAGGGUUCGAAAUUAACUUAAUUCUGAUAGUCCAAGACCAAUAACAUUUAGGAAGGACUAGUGACAUUUCAUUGUGGACUACCUCUUUUGCCAUUAGGUAAAUUGCAACUCUGUAGCAUGUCAUUUGUUGACGACAAGAGAAAAUAUUGAAAUUAUUUUCAAAGCCUGAUAGGUUGCUGGGAUCUAAUUUAACCUGGAAUCUCCACAGUGUCUUGGAAGCUGGAGUCUGAUUACAUCAAUUACUGCAUCUAUAUUCCAUCUUUGUUAUAUUACAAGUUGACUGUCCUAUAGUUUCAUGACAGACAACAAGCAAAUCAGAGAUGAGAAUUUUGGGCUUGAAUGAUUUUAAUGUUUUGUUGGAGCUUUGUACUUAUGUCCUGAGGUUCUAAUGAGCUUUGUUCAAAAGAAUUUAUUUCACAAAUAUGUCAUGGCAUUUGAAGAAUAUAUGUGUGCACAAUGUUGAUAAAUGUAUUUGUAUGACCAGAUGGGUGAAAGCUUUUUCCUCAAACCUCUUUGGUCACAAUCCUGUGUGCCUGAAGUUAAUGUGUAUUUAUUCAUUAUUCAUUAUCCAUUUUAAUUCAUCUUAAGUUUGAACAGAUUGUACAAAACUGUAUAGCUUCACUGAUUAUCAAUCAGAGGGUUUAAAUUGGCAAAUCAUCUGUAAUCAUUUUCCAUAGGAUUAAAUUGAAAGGUGCAUCUAAUCUAUUUGAACAUAAUUUACCUUGUCCUAGUUACUAUUUUUCAUUACAUUUUAGAUGGUAUCUGUGCUCAACUGGCUUACUGACAGUUAACUUCUCAUUGAAAUAUGAAUACUGCUUUGAUAAUCCUGAUAUCAAUACAUCACUAUGGAACUCAUCUUCUCGAGGCAAGGGAGUUAACUCGGUCGGGUAGCCUAGUGGUUAAAGCGUUCGCUCGUCACGCCGAAGACCCGGGUUCGAUUCCUGACAUGGGUACAAUGUGUGAAGCCCAUUUCUGGUGUCCCCCGCCGUGAUAUUGCUGGAAUAUUGCUAAAAGCGGCGUAAAACCAUACUCACUCACUCACUCACCUUACCGAACUAGGCUGGAAUUUCAUGGCUCAUAGCGCCACCAGUAGCAGUUACAACUUAUGUCCCUGCUAUUGCCCACUUAUUGACCAAUCAGAUUCCACCUCUCUUUUCAAUUGCAUUUUCUUCAUCCAAAAUGGCUGUGCCCAGUCCAGACGAUCUGAUUGAUAAUCAAAAUGGGUCUUACCUAGCAAAGUACAUCAAAUCACUUGAGCACCUUGAUUAAAAACAUUUGUAAAACCUCUGUCAACGCAGCAUUGACAACGCAGCAUUGACAGUACACAUGCUCUGCAAAUCCUGCAAGCAACUGAAAUCAGUAUGGCAGUUGCUAUGUUGUUUAUGAACCCAAUCUCAAUUUCGUUCCACGAUUUGGAUUGGACUAUGCACUCGUCCAGCUAAAACAUCAUCUCUCCAUAAUUCCCACCUAGUUCCGCAAGGGUGGAAACUGGACUUUUAAAGUCAGUUAACUCCCUUGCUUUGGGAAGAUGUAUGGAACUCUGAUAGAGGCUCAGGGAGGAACAUCAAAAAGAAUAUUGCCGCAAACAUUACAUACAUUUUGAGAGGGUCCUCUUUUUGAGUACUCAUGGAUGAAAAAUAUUCCAACCACCCCCACCUCUAUGAUAGACUAGUCUAGAUAUUUCCUUGUAAAAAUUGCACAAGUGCCCCAAAAAGUCUUUUUGUUUCUUGUCUCAGCUAACUUCAUCAACUCCUUUUCAGGCCACACCAAUUUCAUACAUGAGUUCUUCACUUUACAAGGCAGUAGAUAUAAAAACAAUACUUCCAACAAGGGACAAUAGGCUUGUCCAUAAAACAAGGAAACAACUGGUUUACUUGAAGUUGGGAAUAUCAUAUGCAAUUAAGGUCAUCAUGCCUUUGAAGCUUUAUAAACAUUAUCCACCAAUGUAGGAGAGUUGAAGGGCAAGGUUGUACAGGCUGAAGUUAGAAAAGGAAGGUCCCUCGGGUCCUCAUGUUGUUUCAUUUUAUGUGUGACUUCACAAUAUCAUAUUAUUGUUAAAUUGCUAAUGAACUUGCCAUCCGCUGCCUGAAUAUAGCCCAGUAUUUCAGACACUUUGUUGAAGAUUCUUGGGAAAACAUUAAACAAUUCAUAACUUCAGAUUAAACUCUUGCCAAUACAGAUCUUAAUGCACAAAUUGCAUGUUCCUCAAAGGUAUUGUAGCUCUCUUACAGUCAAUGCAAGUUUGCAGCACCAUUACCAUGGCCUAAUGCUGGAAAGAAGUGGCAUUGCCUUAAUUUCAGACUUUUUCAUAUCCUUUUUGAAAAUUCAUUUUUGUGCUCAUUUAAAUAAGCACAUGUACCAGCUUUAAACUAAAGAAAAAUUAAGAAUUAAAAUAUUUAAAUCUUGAUUAAAUAUUUUGAAGUUUCUUUAUAUAUAUUCAUGAUUUGGAGUAAGUAAUGUGACAAACAUGACAGUUUCAAUAGUAUCUGAAGUACUGGUCAUCAUUGAUGAAGUGUCUAUGGGGGUUAGUGCUUGGAUAGACUAUUGUGAUGGAAUACUAUGAGGGGCAAAAUGCCAUGUAACCAUCUCAGUAUGCCACCAGGGGUCGGAUACAUUUUAGGAAGGGACAUCCCGUGCUCAGUGACAAAAGAAAGGUUUUACAUGCCUACAAAUGUAUUCUGUGUACCAUAAUGCCUUUACAACCAUUAUAAGGGAUGUACUACUCACACAAUGUAAAAAUAUGCUUAAACCAUUUAUGAAAAUGAAAUCAGUGCAGUUUUGUGAUAUAAAUACCUUGAAAUUAUCAUGGUCUUUGCAAUGGCAGAGAUGUUUCACAACAUGAACUAAGAUUUCCAAUAUUGUAAAGCCCCUAGUCAUAAUGCAUAAGGGUUGUAUAUUACAAUUCUCAGGUGAACCACAAAUUGUCCUUUCCACUCUUUAUAGCUCAAUUAAAUAUGGGCACAUUGACAGUAAAGAUGCUUUGAUUUGUAGAUUGUGCAGUUUGAUAGAUUUUAGGUAGCAAUACUUGAGUUGUCUGCCUUUUGGCCAUUGUACCUGUUACAGAUAUACUAUAGAUGAUUUUAGUAUCUAUUUAUUUUCAAAAGUGCAUGUUAAUUUGUAGGUCUCCUAUUUAUAUACAUAACUUUAGAAAGAAUAAAAUAUCAAAGAAUA
This is a messenger RNA of Haliotis rufescens (red abalone), 7503 nucleotides long. RefSeq names its product MPN domain-containing protein-like. The record is from RefSeq and is a predicted model, not a curated record. Gene Ontology annotation, molecular function: polyubiquitin modification-dependent protein binding; metallopeptidase activity. Bases 67 to 1716 code for a protein of 549 amino acids. Lineage: Eukaryota; Metazoa; Mollusca; Gastropoda; Lepetellida; Haliotidae. Gene Ontology annotation, cellular component: BRISC complex; BRCA1-A complex. The transcript has 15 exons. Gene Ontology annotation, biological process: double-strand break repair.